Messenger RNA from Necator americanus (New World hookworm), 2829 nucleotides. RefSeq lists its product as uncharacterized. NCBI's taxonomy places the organism in Eukaryota, Metazoa, Nematoda, Chromadorea, Rhabditida, Ancylostomatidae. The coding region runs from base 1 to 2829 and encodes 942 amino acids. The record is from RefSeq and is a predicted model, not a curated record. The transcript is spliced from 27 exons.
AUGAAUGAGAGCAACGAUCAAGCACAGAAAAACGAUGACUCACCAAGAGUGGAUGUGACACAGUACAGGAAGGUACAAGAUACGGAUAAACUCCCAGAAGAAAAUGCAACACCAAACGAAAGAACUGAAAUCAAAGACACUCCAUCUGCGAGGAAAAAGAGAUCGGAUAAAACGAAAGAGCAAUUGAAGACGGGAAAAGGUUACAGUAACAGCGCGAGUCACUCUUCGAAAAAGAAAAAGAAGUACAGAGCUGAUAGGAUGUGCGAAGCUACUCAAGAUGAAACACCGAAGAGAGUAAGAUCGCAGCGGAGAGUGGGCAAAAGUUGUGAAAAAACAGCCAUUAUCACUUCAGAGAACGUUAUCGCUAAGACCUACCACGACGAAAGCGAAGAGAAGAUGAAAAGGGGGAGACUUAAGGUAGCUGAGAUGCGCAGCCGGCGUUCGAAACGAAACCCUUCGCCCAGGAAAAAGAAAACACAACAACGAAACAAAACAGUAAUGCACGUCCUACAGAGUCCAGCGAUUGCAACAGAAUCAGAUCAAAUGAAAUCCUUCGUACAACAACCGGUGGUGUUGGCAACAACACCGCCCUCAAAUGCUGCGACGCCACCUAAGGAUGACGAUCAUCUCAUGAAGACUUCGUUGCCGAUAAAACCGAUUGAGCCAACACCAACAAUUGGGUCAGAUCAAUUAAAGGAAGAAGGACACGACUCGAACAAGCAGAUAUCACUGGGAGCAAAGCCCUCCAAGACUGCACCAGCUGGCAUCUAUGAGCCGCCAAAGGAUGAAAAAAGACAAGCAUCGAUUAGAAUGAAAUUAUCAAGAUCCGUAUCAACGGUGAAGCAUGAACCAGGGAAGGAAGAAAGAAGUGUGAGGCAGACCUCAAUUAGAGAACGGCUCAAGCGAGGACUGAAGUCAGCAUUCAGUGCAUUCAGUAGAGCGUCUCUUGAGAAGUCGUUUCAAAACGCGAAGGCUAAGUUGACGGCGCCUAAACGUACGAACUCCUUAUAUGACUAUCAAGAUACAUAUAUGGGCAGAGCUAUGGAAGAAGAAGAGGAGCCGGAUGAUACAGAUAUUGACCAGGACUUCUAUAAGGACACGAGUCAUCGUCAUGAUCUCGUCUUGGUUGACACAAACAAUACCAAUAACGGACAAAUGUUCAACGAGAAAGGACUACCUUUUUGGAAAGACAAAAAGUAUUUGUCGGAAGUUCCAAGACCGACACGGCAGCCUCUAUCGACCUUGUUACUGAUGUUAUCCGAGAAAAAAAUGUCACUGAAAGAUUCAGUGGCGACUCCGGCAUGUUUGGAUGGGCUAGAGCUGGGAGUUGAAGAAAUGAAAUGUCGUGACACUAAACACUUUAAUGACGAUCUGCUGCUUAGUAAUACAAUACGCUCCAUUAUUUCUACACUCGAUGAUAUAGACAAGUAUUCACAAAAUAAGCCAGUAGAUAUCCAGAAACUUACUGUAUUGGAACCGAAAACCUCUAAAGCCUAUACGAGGCAUUGCCCGAAAAUCAGCCAAGAAGUACCUUUUGUGUAUUCUGGUCUGGGAGUAUGCAAAAGCAAGAAAAGUAGAUCCAAUUCAGCGAGCUUAACGAGCAGUAGCACUUCCUCCAGUUCGGAAAUGUCAAGUAGAAGAAAAAGGAGGAAGAAGAAAAUAAACCAGGAAAAAGGCGAAGCUAAGAGUGAUAGGGCGAUGUGUGACGACGAAGUUGCUGCACUUGUGGUUGAUAAUGGCUCUGGGAUGUGCAAGGCCGGAUUCGCUGGAGAUGAUGCUCCACGUGCUGUAUUCCCUUCCAUUGUUGGACGUCCUCGUCAUCAGGGUGUGAUGGUUGGUAUGGGACAAAAAGACUCGUACGUUGGAGAUGAAGCACAGUCCAAAAGAGGUAUCCUCACUCUGAAGUAUCCAAUUGAGCAUGGUAUUGUUACUAAUUGGGAUGAUAUGGAGAAGAUCUGGCACCAUACUUUCUACAAUGAGCUUCGUGUUGCGCCAGAAGAGCACCCAGUCUUGCUUACUGAGGCUCCUCUCAACCCAAAAGCUAACAGAGAAAAGAUGACCCAGAUCAUGUUCGAAACAUUCAACACUCCUGCCAUGUAUGUCGCUAUACAGGCUGUACUUUCACUGUAUGCAUCCGGGCGUACCACUGGAGUCGUACUCGACUCGGGAGACGGUGUCACCCAUACUGUCCCUAUUUAUGAGGGCUACGCUCUUCCUCAUGCCAUCCUCCGUCUCGAUCUUGCCGGACGUGAUCUUACUGACUACUUGAUGAAAAUUCUCACUGAGCGCGGUUAUUCGUUUACAACCACUGCCGAACGUGAGAUUGUGCGGGAUAUUAAGGAGAAACUCUGUUAUGUUGCUCUCGACUUCGAGCAAGAGAUGGCUACAGCUGCGUCGUCGUCGUCGUUGGAAAAAUCAUACGAGCUCCCCGAUGGUCAAGUUAUUACCGUGGGAAAUGAGCGUUUCCGCUGUCCUGAGGCCUUGUUCCAACCAUCAUUCUUGGGUAUGGAAUCUGCUGGCAUUCACGAGACUUCGUACAACUCGAUUAUGAAAUGCGAUAUCGAUAUUCGAAAAGACCUCUAUGCCAACACUGUACUCUCUGGAGGGACUACAAUGUAUCCUGGAAUUGCUGAUCGAAUGCAGAAAGAAAUCACCGCUCUUGCCCCUAGCACUAUGAAAAUCAAAAUCAUUGCACCACCCGAGCGCAAAUACUCUGUCUGGAUAGGAGGAUCAAUUUUGGCGUCUCUGUCCACCUUCCAGCAAAUGUGGAUCUCGAAACAAGAGUACGACGAGUCUGGUCCCUCCAUUGUUCACCGCAAGUGCUUCUGA